Molecule: messenger RNA, 915 nt
Organism: Exophiala mesophila
Lineage: Eukaryota; Fungi; Ascomycota; Eurotiomycetes; Chaetothyriales; Herpotrichiellaceae
Exons: 10
Coding region: 1-915 (304 amino acids)
Biological process (GO): phosphate ion transmembrane transport; succinate transmembrane transport; oxaloacetate transport
Cellular component (GO): mitochondrial membrane
Molecular function (GO): malate transmembrane transporter activity; oxaloacetate transmembrane transporter activity; thiosulfate transmembrane transporter activity
Source: RefSeq, a predicted model, not a curated record
AUGGUCGCCACCAAGAAGCAAAGUCAGCCUUUCUGGCUUGGCGGUGCCGCAGCUUCAAUGGCAGCAUGCUUCACCCAUCCGAUUGAUCAGACCAAAUAUCGCAUGCAGGUCAUGCAAAAGCCUCCAAACAUGCUCCGGACAUUGUUGACUUUUGCCAGUCGAGACGGCAUCCGCUCUUUAUGGUGGGGCAUCAGCGCAUCAAUGCUGCGACAAUCAACUUACUCAACUGCUCGGUUCGGGCUUUAUAACUACUUCGCCAAGGCUGCCCGACAGCGGACAGGACAACAGCGUCUGUCAAGCUCUUGGGAAAUCGCGUGCGCAGCACUGGCAGGAGGGAUGGCUGGUGUCGUCGGAAACCCCACUGAGGUGGCCCUGGUGAGAAUGUGUGCCGAUGGAGCUAAAGCUCCUGGUCAGAGAUUUGCUUAUAAACAUGCGUUUGAUGCCCUUCUGAGGAUCAGCCGUGAAGAGGGCGUUGCGACCUUUAGCCGAGGACUGGCGCCCAAUAUCGUUCGCAGUGUCAUUAUGAAUGUGUCGCAGAUUGCCACCUAUUCCGCAGCCAAACGACAACUCUUGUCCACCUUUGAUUUGGAAGACGGUAUGCCAGUUCACUUCCUUGCUUCCCUUUUAGCAGGAACAGUGGCCACUACCGCCUGCGCCCCAGCCGACGUGUUAAAGAGUCGAGUACAAAACGCAGUGGCAGUGGACGGAAGCGUCGUCAAUAUCGUUACCGAGUCCCUUCGCACCGAAGGCCCACGGUUCUUGAUGAGAGGCUGGACUCCUGCCUGGCUUAGACUUGCGCCUAACACCGUAUUGACCUUUGUCUUCAUUGAGCAGCUGCAGAAGCUUGUCAACAUGUCACAAGACGCCAGAGAGACCAGGAGUGCCACAGGCGUCAUAUCUCCUCAGAAACUCUGA